UAUCGGUUUUUUUUUUCACAAUGACAACCCGAACUUGUCAAAAAAAUAGGCGAUUUUUAGCCGUAAACACACGUUCAUCUCGCCGAUUUAACCGUUAUGUUUAAUCAGGAAACUGUCUCGCGAUUAAUUUUUAGAUGUAGUGUACGUUAAAGCGAAAAAAAAAUAAGUCCCAAUAAUCGUAUAUUGCAUGUGUGUGAGUGUCUAUUCGGAGAGGUAUCUGAAGUUGCGUAGGUUGGGCUAUGACAUUGGAAACUGUAGGCAGGUUCGUUUUCUGCACGGUUUUCUGUGAAUGUGGAGUGCUAUUGCGAAGAUUUUCAAGAAAGGAAAUAACGAGCAAAGUGGCGAAACGAAAUUCGUAGAAGAAAUGGACCGACCGGAGGUGAAACGGUCCGAUGAAAUGCCUGAUACUUAUGAUACCACUCAGGCGAAACAACGAGCUGCGAUAAAAUGGUUACUAUCCAAAGCGUUUAACAACAAAGUACCCGAGAAUCUUAGCGAACCUUUUUACAGAGAUUACGAGAAUCAAGAACAUUUAAAACCUCAUAUAGUUGGAGCUUUAGCGAGUGCGGAAAUGUACUGUAUGGCAUUGGGUAAUAUUUAUUCGGAUCCAAAUUACCACAACCUCAAUCACUGGUCAAUUUUGCAAACGUUAGCUAGGAAAGGUGUUUAUGUUUCCGAACCGAAUAAUUCAGCGCUUACAGAAACCACUUUAAUUCAAACUAAUCCACUUAGACUGAACGCACACAUGGCUGUAAUAGAAUCAAUAAUGACCUUAUACGCGAAAGAGGUGAUCACUUCGGAUAGAGUUUUGGCGGCAAUACAACGUUUUAGUCACAGCGGAAAAUAUCCCCAAGUUAAAACACCGGACACGUAUGAACAAGGCCUUUUGAUGUGGGUUUCGCAUACAUGCGAUGCUUUACAACAAAAAAUACAACAAGAUUUGAAUGUUGGUGUUACGAACGGUGGAGAGGGAGAUAGAUUAAGACCUCCGGAAUUUCCCCAAUUGAAAGAUAUGAAAGAUUUAUGCGACGGUGUGGCUUUAGCUGCUUUAUUAUCGUAUUAUUGUCCUGAUGAGCUUCCUUGGACUGCAAUAAAAGUGUCUCGACUGCCCACAAUAUCGGAAAGUCUUCAUAAUUUAAGUCUGGUUCAAGAUUUUUGUAAUAGGUGUUUGCAAAGUUCGGUGUUUUAUAUGCUGCCAGAAGAUAUUACAUAUAUGAGAGGGUCAAUGAAAACCACCCUAGUAGCCUUUUUAGCGGAUCUCUUUAACGUUUUAGAAAUACAUCCAAUUAAAUGUGUAAGAUAUCCAGGAUCUGAAAAAAUGUCAAUGGAGAGCUUUCCGCCGCGCAACGCACACGGCGUUGUGCACAAGCGCAAUUUGACGCAAUCCGUGAUGAGUCCCAUUCCGGACCUGCGCAGCAAUCUUGAUGAUCCCGCAGUGCAGGCUUUCCAAGUGUCUCGAUCAACGCCAACACACACACCAUUAAAGAAAACGAAUUCGUUUCAACUUAGUAUGUCCGAAAUGAGCGAAGACAGUCUUCGAAGGCCGUCUUCUGAAGAUUCUUCGUUUGUAGUUCAUCGUGGCAAAAACAUACCAACUUUAAGUUCUAUAUUGGGAGUGAAAGAAAAGCAAAAUAAUGAUAGCAAAGCCGAUGAACGUGGAGAAUCUAAAGCCGCCGGAAAACCGAGUAAUUGGGAAGAAAAUAAACGACCGACUUUCGCAGGAAGAAGAUCUAGAAGGAAUUCAACUUCGGAUGAUUCUCAAUUGACGAUUGAAAAUUUCGGUGGUAGUCAAGAUAAUUUAAAUUUUAUCGGUCGAAAUCCAGAUAAAGAAGUGGGAGCACAUGUAGGUAGAAAAAUUUCGACUCCUUCAAUAGAAAAAAUGGAAAGAAUCGAAAAUCCUGCUGUUAGAUCAUCGCUUCAAGAUGCUCGAGGCUCUUUUCAAUUAGGUUACGAUAAUGGCUGUGAAAAAUCAGAAUAUGAAAAAGAAAGCUUUAAACUCAAAAAACAACUUAGCAGUGAUGAUAUUUCAUUACGAAACCUAACAUUAAAAGAAAAAGAAAAUCAGCAACUAAUUACUGAAACGGAAGUUGUUGAUGGCGAUACAACAAGGAUGAGUUUUGCUGAUUUAAAAUUAGGCGGAAAUUCCCCUAAAGGUAUUCAAUUAACGUACAUUCACGGUGAGAAAGAUGACGAACAGCAGAAGAAAUUAUUAUCGAAAUCUAGUUUUUUAAAUAAAUCGAAUUCAACUACAAACGGUGGUGAACAACAAAAAAAAACUUGUUUCGCUACGUUACCAAAUACAACCACGUGGCAACAACAAUCGAAUAAUAAUAUGUUGCAAGCUAACCAAAGCCAUAAUAAUAAUAAUCAAAGUGUGGAAAAUAACGUUGAUGAUCAUUCGAAUAUGGGUCCGGUUAUGGCGGCUCAAUUAACCGACAUUAAAAUGAAAUUGGAAGAAAAACGAAGACAAAUUGAAACGGAAAAACGAAAAAUGGAAAUUGUCAUGGACAAACAAAGACAAAAAGUUGGAAAAGCUGCGUUUUUGCAAGCUGUGGUCAAGGGUAAAAGUAACGUAGUUAAGCCCCACAAUGACAUAAUGGCCGACAGUUUGGUGGCCGGAAGCGGAGGCGGUGGUUCCGAACCUGCGAGCCCCGCUCCUGAACACACCACCACCACCGUUCCCAAACCUCAGCGGCCCUUCACCCUCCAGGAGAUUAACGAUGACGCAUCUGCUACGGAAAGAAAAUGGUUGGAAAGGAAUGAACCAUUUGUUGAAACGCGUCGAACCCCUGAUAUCGAAAAUAUGGAUCUGGAACAAUAUCAGCAAUCGAUGGCACAAAUGAAUACUAGUCUUCAGGAUAUACAAGCUGAUAUACAAAGAUUGGCAAAUCAGCAUCAACAGAUUCAAGCAGCUCAAGACCACCAAAAACAACCGAUGUAUCCACAAGGUUUUAUGACGGUGACUCAUCAUCAUCAUCAUCCUCAGUAUUCUUCCCAACAAUCAUAUCAUCAACCGCAACAGUAUCAACCAUCGAUAUACGCCCCACUGCAAACCUCUGCAAGCGCCCCACAUAUACCUCAAACUCUUUAUCAAUCGAAUCAGUCUCAAUUUUUCUUGCAUCAAUCGAAUCAACAACAACAACAAGCGCCUAUGAUUCCUCAAAGACGUACUUGGGCUCAACAACCUCUUCCUGUUAAUCUUGAAUCGUUUGGCGGUGGUGGGGGUCAAGCGAAUGAAAUGCGAACUUGGGGUAAACCACAAAAUCCGGCUUCGUUUAUUUUACAUGAACAAACGGAAAGAUACCAAGAUAAGUAUCAAGAAAAAUACCAAGAAAAGGAACGUUACCAAGAAUUCGGAGGAUUGCAAAGAUACCAAAACGGCUCGGGAAGUGAUCAUAACCUUAACAGUCAUCAUCAAGGUUUCUCUUUAAGUCAACAACACCAACAGAGCCAACUUUACGGAACUCCAUCUGCUUCGCCACAACAUAAAAACAUUCAUCGACAAAUUUCGCAAUUAAUGGAACCGGUUCGCAAAAGUAGUGUUACUCACGCUCCGAUUCCAGCGCCACCUGUUGAUGAUAUGGCGCCCCAAAAUAUAUCGUUUAUUGGAAAUCCAGAUGAAGAAAUCAGUGAGGGUAUUAGCCGUUUGAAUAUCACUUCUGGCAGUAGAACUUAUAGGAUUCCCUCGCCGACGAGACCGUUAAUUUCGAAAAAUUCGUUUCAACCGUCCCCAUCACCACCAGUUGUCGAAAAAUCAACCCCAUCAAAAACCGAAGUUAGUAGUUUGAAUAACGACCCGGUAAAUCAGAAAGGAUUUUACAUUAGUUUUGACAAUGAACAACCGAAACGUCCGAAACCGCCGCUUAGAACUAAGAGAAUGUCGCCGAAAAAAGAAAGGAGUUAUAUCGAGGAUGAUCAAAAUUAUGAAACCCCUCCGCCACUGGAAAAAUCUGAAAGAACGAAACAAUUAGAAAGGGAAUUAGAACAAGAACGUUUAAAGACAAAAUUGGAGGAAGAAUUUAGGGCGAAAGAACAUAGCGCCAGAUAUCGAAUGGAAGAAAAUAUUGUUAGGAAAACAAGAGAAACUAGUCAAGAACGUGCUGAAAAGGCAGAAGCGAUUAUAAUAGGAAAUGAAUUGAGUAAUCCGGAUCCAGAAUUAAUGGAUGAGAAAGAACGAAAAAAAGAACGAAUAAUGUUGCUAUCUUUACAACGACGUCAACAACAAGAGGAAGUAAAACAAAUCAAGGAACAAGAAGCGCAAGCGAGAAGGGAAAAGGAAAAAAUGAAGGAGGAAGAAAAAGCCAGGAAAAAAGAGGAACAAGCCCAAAGAAGAGCUGCCAUAUUUGAACAGUAUAAAAUUAAAAAAGCAAUUGAAGAAGCCGAAAGAGAAGGUAAAGAUGUUGAUAAGGGCUUGUUACAUUCACUGAAGCCAACACCCAAGGUAAGGGCGAAGGGGGCGGUGAGGCCUCGACCGAAAACUAUUCAUAUCGAUAGUGGAUCUGUUGAGAUGGCUGAAGGGAUGUUGCAACCAAGUAGAGCCAAAAGGGGAUCUAAUACCAACCUAACAGCUGUUAAUUAUAACCCAGCUACAAUGAAACGCGAUUAUUACAAAGGUUCCCAAGAUAGUUUAGCCAACACCACUUUACUUUAUAGCACUAAUAGAGGUUUGUUUUUGUUUUAUAUGAACCCUUAUCGAAAUCAAUGUUUAGUAUGUAUUCCAUAUGUAUUUUUUUAUUUAUUAGUGGAGAUUUUAAUAAUAAAAUUAUAAUUUAAUUCAG
This is a messenger RNA of Onthophagus taurus, 4778 nucleotides long. Lineage: Eukaryota; Metazoa; Arthropoda; Insecta; Coleoptera; Scarabaeidae. The record is from RefSeq and is a predicted model, not a curated record.